AUGCCAAAGCGGACAUCUCAUCCAUCUCCAAGCACUAGUCCGAGCAAGAAGAAGAAGGGAGACUCCAACCAGCGUUCAUUGCAUACGUUCUUUGGCGCGCCUGUACCGUCCACAUCUUCGCACAGCGUUGCUCCUGGCCAACCUUCUCAUGCAUACCGUGUCUCUUUGCUAGGCCGUGGGUCAGAGAAAAUGGGAGGGCAUCAGCCAGAAGUCAUAGACCUUAUGGACUCUGAUGAAGACGAGGGUCUUCUUCCAGAUGAUACCGGCACUCGCUCGACGAUCGCUGGUUCAGUAACUUAUUCUACACCCGCCGCAAUCACUCAACAUACGCGAGACACAAUAUCGACCCAGUCGCAUAGCGAUCCGGAUGACUUUCCUGCUCUAUCACUGGAUCCCGCUCUUCUCGACAUCGCGACUUGCCCUUGGCGUUCCGGUACUCCGGCCCCUUAUUCAUUUCUUGCACAUUCGCUUUCGACACUAUCAAGUACAAAGUCCCGGAUCUCAAUCCUGAAUACAUUAACAAAUACACUUCGGCACCUGCUCAAACAUGACCCCAUGUCGGUUCUACCUGCUCUCUACUUGCUAUCGAAUGCUUUGUCUCCGCCCUACACGUCGGUGGAACUGGGAUUAGGACCAUCUGUUAUCUCGAAAGCCAUACAAGACGUGUCAGGCCUCACUCCAUCCGCUUUGAAGAAGUUGUACAAUUCGACCGGUGACGCCGGAGAUGUCGCGUUCGAGGCUAAAGCCAGAGUGCGAACGCUGAUACCACAUGCUCCCCUUUUGGUCACAUCGCUCUACACGUCCCUUCUGAAGAUCGCAAACGCAAAGGGAUCUGGCGCUACGAAGGUGAAACAGCAAAUCGUUGAGAAGCUGUUAGUGGCCGCCAAGGGAGAGGAAACCCGCUUUCUCGUCCGAACACUCGCGCAGCAUAUCCGAGUUGGAGCCGUAAGGACAUCGCUGCUCACCUCUCUCGCACGCGCCGCGGUCUUGACGCCUCCUACGGGUAGCAGCGAUCCCAACGCAAGCGACCAAUACUUUUUUGACCCUGCAAAGAUUCCCGCGGCGGCGCCCUCUGGGCCCGCGAAGAAAGCGCUGAGCGCCGAGCGCGAUGAACUGCUUGAAACGUUUGGAAGGGCCGAAGCAUUGAUGAAGCGCACAUUUGUGCAGCAUCCGAAUUACGAUCAUCUUGUCGCCGCUCUGUUGCAGGACGGGAUUGCUGGUCUUCAUAGAGUUCCAUUGACAGUUGGCAUCCCUCUGCACCCUACUCUCGGAUCUCCCAUGAGAUCGCUGGAGGACGUAUACGAGCGUGUCCAAGACAUCCCGUUUGUGGCCGAGUUUAAGUACGAUGGUCAACGUGCCCAGAUACACGCGUCCACGGACGAGAACGGCGGCGUCACAAUCAAGAUCUUCUCUCGACACCUGGAGGACAUGACGGACAAGUAUCCCGACGUUGUCGCACUAUUCCAGCAUGUUCUGCGCCAGAAUGAGGAGCUGAACUCCUUCAUCAUCGAUGCGGAGAUCGUCGCUAUCGACCCAAAGGACGGCUCAACACGCUCAUUCCAGGACUUAUCAAACCGUGCGCGCAAGGCUGUCCAGUUGCACGAAGUUCAAGUUCUCGUAGCAGUAUAUGCAUUUGACCUCAUGUAUCUCAAUGAGGAGAUCCUGCUUCAACAACCAUUCCGCCAACGGCGGGCCGCUCUUCACGGACAGUUCCCUCCCAUGAUCGUGGAUGUACCCGGGGUGGCACAGCUUCGGCACGUCGAGUCCUGUGAAAGUCGGGACGGCAAGGAAGCUAUCGAGGAGUUCUGGAUGCAUGCCGUGGAGGGCCGUUGCGAGGGACUCAUGAUCAAAGUAUUGGAUAACGGAAUAGUCAUUGAAGCCAGCGAGGAUAAGAAGGAGAAAGGCAAGCAGCGCAAGAAACCGCUCCCUGCCACCUAUGAACCAGACAAGCGCACAUCUGCGUGGCUGAAACUCAAGAAGGAUUAUGUUAUGACGCUGGGAGAUACGUUGGAUCUCGUACCUGUAGGCGGAUGGCACGGGAAUGGUAGGAAGGCACAAUGGUGGAGUCCGGUCUUACUCGCCCUGCGCGAUCCUGAAACAGGCGUCUUCGUUGCUGUCUGCAAGUGCAUGUCAGGCUUCUCUGACGCUUUCUACAAGAGCAUGAAGGCACGCUACUCGGAAGAAUCGGAUAAUUGCUCUUCGCGCCCACUCUGGGGUGACGUCGACACUGGCGGAUACCGACCAGCGGUCUAUUUCCGACCCCAUGAGGUGUGGGAGAUACGUGGCGCAGAUAUCACAUUGAGCCCCGUUUCCGUAGCGGCUCGUGGACUGGUAUCUGAAGAUCGUGGCCUAAGCCUACGCUUUCCGCGCUUCAUACGUACGCGAGAGGACAAACCACUCGAUGGCGCAAGUACGCCAGAUUUCCUUGCAUCCAUGUGGAGGAAGCAAGAGGCGAGAGGACCACAGAAGAAGGCGGCCGAUGACGGAGACUUGGUGGAUGCGGCGUUGUCGGACGAUGCUGCGAGCGAGGACGAAGCAUCGGGAUCCGAGAUUGUGUAA
Peniophora sp. CBMAI 1063 is the source of this 2559-nucleotide messenger RNA. The record is from the annotation of a GenBank genome assembly. Lineage: Eukaryota; Fungi; Basidiomycota; Agaricomycetes; Russulales; Peniophoraceae.